GACAGCUACCCGCCUGGACGCGCAGCAUUUCAGAAGCGACGUCGUCAUGGCUUGAAAUACGCCUCGCGUUUUCUGUUAGUUGUCGUCCAAUGCUACGUGUUGCAUGAUAGUAUACGUGGAGCCGCUUUACUCCGACGCAAAGUAGAGAAGAGAAGAGGAGCGGCAUCGUCUCCAGUGCACAUAACGCCGUACAGAGCGGGACUCUCCGUUACUCCCCUCGCCUGUCUGCAGGGACAGUGCAGUCAGUGUUGGAAAGCGUUGGCACACGGAGAAAUUCCAGUGAAGAGACAGUUCUCGGCGUUGUGUUUUCCGUCGGCAGAGUGAAGCCAAGAUGCCGCGACUUCUUGGACCGAGGUUAACGCUAUUGCUGUGGAUUUUCAGCCGUAUCAGCAGCUUUGAUGCAGCCCUUCCAUCACCCCAGAAGUGUGAUGAGGCCUUGUCUACGCCGCUGCCCCACAACGCCUUUAGCAGCUCCUCCGUCUUCACCAGCGGCUACGCUCCUGGAUACGCCAAGCUCAACAAGAGAGGAGGGGCCGGCGGUUGGUCCCCACUCGACAGCGAUCAUUACCAGUGGCUCCAGGUGGACCUCGGGAUCAGGAGACAGGUGACCUCAGUGGCCACCCAGGGCAGGUACAGCAGCUCGGACUGGACCACGCGCUACAGACUCCUCUACAGUGACACAGGCCGCAACUGGAAACCAUACCACCAAGAUGGAAACAUAUGGGCAUUCACGGGAAACUCCAAUACAGAGAGUGUGGUCCGCCAUGAUCUGCAGCACGCCAUCGUGGCUCGCUUCGUCCGCUUCGUGCCCCUGGACUGGAGCACAGAGGGACGCAUCGGCCUGCGGAUCGAGAUCUACGGCUGUGCUUACUGGUCGGAUGUGAUUAACUUUGACGGCCAGGGGGUGAUCUCAUACCGCUUCAAGAUGAAGAAGAUGAAGAUCCUGAAGGACGUGAUCUCCCUGAAGUUCAAGACGUCGGAGAGUGAGGGCGUUAUCCUGCACGGCGAGGGGCAGCAGGGAGACUACAUCACCCUGGAGCUGCGGAGGGCCAGACUGCUGCUGCAGAUAAACCUGGGUAGCAAUCAGUACGGCUCGAUCCUUGGACACACGUCGGUGACGAGUGGGAGUCUCCUGGACGACCACCACUGGCACUCUGUGGUGAUUGAGCGCUACCGGAGGAAUGUGAAUUUCACACUGGACCAGCAUACGCAACACUUCCGCACCAACGGGGAGUUUGACCACCUCGACCUGGACUACGAGCUGAGUUUCGGCGGCAUGCCCUACUCUGGCAAGCCCAUCACCGGCGGUGGGAAGAACUUCAAAGGCUGCAUGGAGAGCAUCAACUACAACGGCGAGAACAUCACCGACCUUGCCAGGAGGAAGAAACUGGACGUGUCCAGCUUUCGUAAUCUCAGCUUCUCCUGCGUGGACUCCCACACGUUUCCCGUCUUCUUCAACGCCACCAGCUUCCUGCAGCUGCCCGGGCGGCGGGAGCACAACAUGGUGUCUGUGGGGUUCCAGUUCCGCACGUGGAACCCCAACGGCCUGCUGCUCUUCAGCCCGCUGGCCGACGGCCUGCUGGAGCUGGUCCUGAUCGAGGGCCGAGUCAGCGUCCACAUCAACGUGACGCAGAAGAAGAACACUCGAAUAGACGUCUCCUCAGGCUCUGCACUCAGUGAUGGAGAGUGGCACGACGUCCGGUUUUUGGCCAAAGAGAACUCCGUCAUGCUGACCAUCGACGGCGACGAGUCGUCGGCCGUGCGCACCAACACCCCAAUCCAGAUCACCACUGGAGGCUCCUACCACUUCGGAGGCUACUUCCAGCGCACCGACGUGUCCCCUACUCAGCGGGCCUUCCAGGGCUGCAUGCAGCUGAUCCACGUGGAUGACCAGCUGGCUGACCUGCACGCCGUGGAGCAGGGCAGGACGGGAACGUUCGAGAACGUCAGCCUGGACAUGUGCGCCAUCAUCGACAGGUGUAUGCCAAACCACUGUGAGCAUGGAGGCAGGUGUACACAGACCUGGGACAGCUUCAGCUGCACAUGUGACGGAACAGGAUACGUUGGAGCCACCUGCCACACUUCUGUGUAUGAGCAGUCUUGCGAGGCCUACAAACAUCUGGGAAAGACGUCAGAUGCCUACUGGAUCGAUCCGGACGGAAGUGGAUCACUCGGACCCUUCAAAGUGAUCUGCAACAUGACCGAGGACAAGGUGUGGACGACGGUGAUGAACAACCUCCCGCCCCAGACGUCGGUCACCGGCUCUAGCCGUGAGAGGCGCACUGUCCUGCAGCUCAACUACAGCGCCUCGAUGGAGCAGGUGACGGCCAUCACGGACAGCGCCGAGUACUGUGAGCAGCAUGUGGCGUACGCCUGCCGCACCUCCCGCCUCCUCAACACUCCAGAGGGGAUCCCGUACACAUGGUGGGUCGGCCGGGCCAAUGAGAAGCACUUUUACUGGGGUGGGUCCAGCCCUGGCAUCCAGAAGUGUGCCUGCGGGAUCGAGCGCAACUGCACUGACCCCAAGUACUACUGCAACUGCGACGCCGACCAGAAGCAGUGGCGCGAGGACUCUGGACUUCUGGCUUAUAAAGACCACUUACCUGUCAACCAAGUAGCGGUCGGGGACACAAAUCGACCCAGUUCCGAGGCUAAACUGACGGUGGGGCCUCUACGUUGCCAAGGAGACCGUAAUUACUGGAAUGCGGCAUCUUUCAACACGCCCUCAUCCUACCUUCACUUCUCCACCUUCCAAGGGGAGAUGAGUGCUGACAUCUCCUUCUAUUUCAAGACCUCUGCUCCCUACGGCGUGUUCCUGGAGAAUCUGGGUAACUCGGACUUCAUCCGGCUGGAACUCAAGUCCACCACCGUGGUGUCGUUCUCGUUCGACGUGGGCAACGGGCCGGUGGAGCUAAACGUGCACUCGCCGACGCCACUCAACGAUGACCAGUGGCACCGCGUGGUGGCCGAGCGCAACGUCAAGGAAGCCGUGCUGCAGCUGGACCAGCUGCAUAAAGAAACGAGGCCCGCGCCUGCCCAGGGACACACACGCCUCGAGCUGUACAGCCAGCUCUACGUGGGGAAGCCAGCAUCGUGGGCUUGUCAGGACAGUGCUGCCAGCGGACAGAGGGGCUUUCUGGGAUGCAUCCGUGCUCUGAGAAUGAACGGUGUGACCCUUGACCUGGAGGAGAGGGCAAAGGUCACGCCGGGGGUGAAGCCCGGCUGCUCGGGCCACUGCACCAGCUUCGGGAUGUACUGCCGCAACGGGGGCAAGUGUGUGGAGAAGUACAACGGCUACUCGUGCGACUGCUCCAGCACAGCGUACGACGGGCCCUUCUGCACCAAAGACAUCGGCGGCUUUUUUGAGGCCGGCACCCUGGUGAGGUACAACUUUGGGCCCGAGGCCGGGAGCUCCUCCUCUUCGUCGUCCUCCUCCUCCUCCUCCCAGAUGGUGGUGGAGGCGGCGUCCAGAGAGAGCAAUCUGACGCGCGAGGACCUGGCCUUCAGCUUCAGCACAACCAGCGCCCCCAGCCUGCUCGUCUACGUCAGCUCCCACACGCAGGACUACAUGGCCGUGGUGCUCCGGCAGAACGGCACCCUGCAACUGAGAUAUGACCUGGGUGGUAUGAAGGAGCCUUUCGUGGUGGAUGUUGACCAGCGUAACCUUGCCAACGGGCAGCCACAUACGGUCAACAUCAGCCGAUUGGAGAGGAGCGUCCAGGUCCAGUUGGAUCACUACCCCACGGUCAGCUACUCACUGCCUGAUUCAUCUGACACGGAGUUCAACCUGGUCAAGACCCUCUUCCUGGGGAAAAUCUUCGAAACUGGCAAGAUCGACCCGGUCCUGAUUGAGAAGUACAACACGCCGGGCUUCGUGGGCUGUCUGUCUCGAGUGCAGUUCAACAGCAUCGCUCCUCUGAAGGCAGCGUUGAGGUCUCGUGAUCCCGCGCCCGUCUCCCACCUGGGCAAGCUUGUCGAGUCCAACUGCGGUGCGUCCCCCCUCACCAUCCCACCGAUGUCCGCCGCAACAGACCCCUGGCAUGUGGACGGAGGUCCUGGCUUCCCGUUUAACGAAGAGAGGGUCAUACCAGAUGCAGUCAACAGAAACUCUGCAAUAAUCGGAGGUAUCAUCGCCGUGGUGAUAUUCACUGUGCUCUGCACGUUGGUGUUCCUGAUUCGCUACAUGUUCCGCCAUAAGGGGACCUACCACACCAAUGAGGCAAAGGGGGCGGAGUCGUCCGAGUCCGCCGACGCAGCCAUCAUCGGAACCGAGCCGCCGUUCACAGAGACCAUUGAGGAGAGCAAGAAGGAAUGGUUCAUCUGAGGGAGUGCCGCAGACCGCGCCUGCCCGCACUAAGCGCCACUGGUCCUGCAUCGCUCUGAUCACACGUGACCGAGGGGAGGGUAGGGGGCUGGGAUCUCAUGCUGUUCUGCUCAGAGAUUCUGUACAUAGUGACUGGCUUGUCUCCGAUUUCUAUUGUGUUUGGGAAUUUGAGGACAUCUUUGAAUAUUUACUCUCUAGAUCAAUCAUGCCAUUUUUGUUUUGUACACUGAUCGGCCAAAUCCCGUCUUGCAGUGACUGAGACCCAUAAACGUGCUUUUGUUUUGCUUUUGUUUUGCUUUUGUUUUGUUUUCAUUGCCCAUCUACUUUUUUACAUGUCUUCUUAAGCAUCCAAUUUUAUUUUGUUUUGAAAACUUUACUCCUGGAAAGACAAUGGCAAAUUGUCAGCGCAAAUGUUUAUCUUGGUUUAAAUUAUAUUAGGUACAGAAUGUUUCUUUUUGUAAACUGACAGUGGAUUGUAUCUCCACCAUUAUUUCAAUCUGUACUGAGAGGAACAAAAAAAUGGCACGCAGAGAACAUCUCGUGGAGCGUAGAGAGCGCCGAGAGGCGACACACUGCCAUGCUGCUUAGAGCAGGUCAGAUGUUAAACAUGUUGCAACUUUGCCAUCUACACUUGUGGUGCCAAACUCCCCAGUCUUAUGCGCUUACUUUGUGAAGCUCGUAGGAGUUUUGAAAAACCUCUGAACUUAAUACAUUCAAAAUGGAUAGUGAACAUGUGCUGUACGUUUGGCACUGGGUGCAGCUUAAGGAGACUCUGAAAUUGUCCACAAAUCAGAAUUUUAUGGAGUAAUAAUGUGUUAAAUGGCUUACUCCAUUGUGCCUUGUGGAUUUAGCCACUUAGCCUUCUAGUUCAGCAGUAUUACACUAUACAGAAGUUAAAGCAAAGGGAGAAAUGCAUGAGUCUAAAGUAGUUUAAUUUCCAUGUAGGACAUUUUGUGUUUAUCUUUUUAUUUUAUUUCUGGUCAGUUGUGCUUCACUAGGGCCCGCUCAUUGGCAUGACUCCAACUGUUUGAGUUUAGGUUUGAGGGUUUAGGGGUUUCUUUGUAUUAUUACAUUACAUGUUAACCGCAUCAUCAUAUUAUCAUUUCUGCCAUUAUAACACAGUGAUUUCAUCUGAUCACAAUGUCAUUUUUGUUUUCUCAUUUCUGUGGUCUCAUUGUCACAGGUUUUUUUUUGUGUAUUAUGGCAAAGUAUUAUGUUCCCCCUUCCCCAAGUGGUUGCAAACAAAGCACGACAUGUAAACAAGAGCACCACAUGUAAACAAGACCCUGCUGUCUGGACGAGUGAGCACAUCACCCCCCUGGAUGUGUUCACACACGAUAAAGCCACUUCUGUGCCUGCAAUGUGCAACGUCACCAGGAGAAACAGACUGGCAGCAAAAAAAAAAAACUUGAGAAAGUCACGAUUGUCUGAAGCAAAGUAAGAAUGUGUUACAAUUUUAUUGCAUUUAUUUGAAUUAUGAACAAUUGUUGUUUUAAUCAUGACUUUUUGAGUUUUGUUGUUGUUGAUGUCGGAGGCAUUUCUGGGAAGACGUUGGCUAAAGGAAAGCAUCAGCAUGGGUUGGAUUUGAAGGUGAAGCAUCAGGUGAGACUUCUAAUGGUGAAAUGGAUUGUGCAAAAGUGACAAAACUCACACUGGCCUGGUGGCUUCUGUUCUAAAGGCAGAAUGGGUGAGAACCCAGAAUAAGAAUACGUCUCUUUUGCACAGUGAUGCGGUGUGUCGUGAGGUCUUGUAUGUUUAGUUCUCAGUGUAUAAAAGGCUCGAUUAGGUUUGACAUGUGCCUCACCUUUGUAUGCAUUUUCUUUUGUAUUCCUCCUAAGAAACAGUGAUGGUUUUCUUCUGACUCAUAUUUAUUCUCACAAUAUUCUCUACAUCCCUGCAAAUCACCCCCAAAAUGAAUAAAUAAUAAUCCACAAAAACGGCUGCACACCAACUUGAAGUGAUUCUCAAAAGACCUUGAUGCACCAUGGGAAAUGUAGUCAACAUGUGAACGUGGAACUAGCUGUUACAUUGAUUUUUGCUGACCAUGUAAGCAAUCACAUUUGCUUAGACCAGUGGAUCGUUUGUAGGCUAUGUUAAUGUGCUAAAAGUGUCAGUAAGUAUAUCAGUUAGUAUGAUUUACCACUAGCUGUCAUGAAGGAAUUUUUGCUAUGGAGCUGAAGAGUUUGGGGGGAAUGUAGCAAACGUAUUUGCAUGUCACAACAACCCGUUUGGUUUUAUCGGACAUUCCACUAUAAACUUUGUAUUAUCCUUACCAUCCCUCGGCAACAUGUCCUCACCAUCACAAAACAUAAACACACUGUAUACAGCUACAAUGAUAUUGUUUUGUACAGUGAUACUGUAGGUAAACCAUGCGUUUUGUUUCACAAUAAAUAUGAUAUAUAUAUAUUUUUAUGAAGAUAUUUUAUAGAUGACCUAGCCAUUGUCUGUGUUCCAUCCGUUUGUGAUUCAGGAGUGUGUUGGAUGUUGGCGAAGCUUGUUUUCCCAGUUAGUACUGAUGGAUUCCGUAUUACAUGUGUGUUUUGGUGGAGAAACAUAAACGCUUUGAGAACUGUGCUGUUGUAACAUUUUCCUUUUUUUUUGAUUGCCCGGUUCUAUUCGGUUCUAUUGAUCGCUAUCAGAACCCUAUUUUAAAGAUGGAACUCUUUAAAAAAGAGCAUUCUUUCUGGGCCUUGGUGUGACGGAGAUGAAGCCCAGAGAGACGGAGACAGUGUUCCCUUUUCACUUGCACUUCUAUAGAGGAAAACAUUUGUUUGUUUGUUUACCUGUCUGUUUUGUUUGUUUGCCUGUCUGUUUGUUUAUAUCAGUUGUCAUUCCAUUCCCAGAGCAUAAGACUAAAGGUCAGGCUACAUGAGAGUCUACUGUCCCAAUACGAUCUUCAGUGCUACAUAGUGAUAAACUUCACAUAAAGCUUGAAUAUACAGAAUAUAAAGCUUCUAUUCUUUUUACAUUCUACUCAUACAUUUUUAUGAUGAAAUGUAGCACAUUGCUCUCUUUGAGUUGAAGCAGCAUGGCCCAUUGUGUGUGAAUUGUAUAUACUGGUAAUGUAAACAGCUGUGGAAUAUCAUAUCUGUAUUUAUUAUUGGGGAUGUAUUUUUAAAAUAUUUGCUAUUAUGACAAGUUGGGGAAAUAACAGUUUAACACUUUUUUAUAUUUAGUGCAAUUCCGUUAUUGACUGGAUGUGUUUGAGUUUACUCUUCCAUGAUGUGAGGGACCUGAUUAAUGAAACAAGGGAAUUUAAUAUGCGUAUGUGCUUCUUUUUAUGAGAUGGGGUUAAAAUGUACUUAUGAACCUGUCACUGACAUUAUAUGACAUUGUUUGUGAGCUACUCUGAGGUGCUCAGAUGUGAGGUCUAUAGAUCAAAAGGAACCACUGUCUCCUGAGGCGAGAUCUAAGGGUUGUGUCUGUAUCAUUCCACUUACAAUUACUUUUUGAUAACAUGUCAUCUGUCAAGCCUUAUUUGCAGUAUGUUUUGUGAUAUGGUAUAAAGUUACAACAUUAAAGAGCCUUGCCAUGA
Alosa sapidissima (American shad) is the source of this 7859-nucleotide messenger RNA. RefSeq names its product contactin associated protein 2a (gene cntnap2a). Bases 332 to 4324 code for a protein of 1330 amino acids. NCBI's taxonomy places the organism in Eukaryota, Metazoa, Chordata, Actinopteri, Clupeiformes, Clupeidae. The transcript is spliced from 25 exons. The record is from RefSeq and is a predicted model, not a curated record.